GGCCAUCCGGGUUCUCACUCUCAUCGAUUCUCUUGGGCCGUUCGCAGCAUCCCACUAGGGCCGCCCAGGCCUUCGCAUUAUCAUACUAAUGCCGUCGAUGAGCACCUCAAUCAUAAAUUUAACUCAGAAACAUUCGCGCGCGAAAGGAUAAAAAAAAAAGAGAGAAGCAAUCGCCGUUAUCAAACCGAGCGAUUGCUGUUGUGAUUCCAUAUAUGAAAUCAUGGACCACUCAGCGCCUUUCGCUCAUCAUCACCAGCAGCAAAACCAGCCAACUUCUUUCGAAUCCGAAAAAGUCGACUAUGGAUUUGACAGUUUGCUCGGUCACGAUACCUGCCUGACACACGGUCUCGAUUCUCUCGGUACCUGCAACAACACUGAGAACGCUUGUCUCGAUCAACGCUGUUUUGACCACUAUGGUAAAACUGCUGCCACCAAGAACGCUCUUGACAUCGGCCUCGAUCUUAAGCACGGUACUGAUACGGUCUCCCAGCGUCAUGACCAGGCCAACAACGCCCGUUCCACGAGGGCAAAAAGCCGUACCCAAUCAAACAUAUCCAGUUCUCCUGCAAGAACAUUGUCCACUGCGGCAAUGAGAGUCUCAGCGCACCGACAAAAGCGAAGGAGGCAGUCUGAGCAGACGCAUCAAUAUCAUCACCAACUGGACUAUCAGCAGUCGUCGCAUGUGCACCGAAUGCACUCUCCUCAUAGCAUUCAACAAGAUCAGAAUCUCCAGCAUAUCGACCCCACAGCCGUUCUUCAGACCGUCAACGAGAAUUUGCAGCACAACUUCAACAUGCCACUGUUAGACAGCCAACAUACAUCGUUUGGCGAAUUCCAACACCAGAACCAUGCGUUUUCAAUGCCCAGUCUCUAUGAUCGUUGGCCACAAGCCGUUGCUCCCUCCUGGGCCAACAUGAUGGGCCAGGCCAACGUCGCUAAUUGCAUGCCAAUGUCGUGGACACAACAUAUGGGAUGCAACAACGCCGCCUCUGUUGACUGCACUUCUGCAUGCGGCGAUGCCAAAUGCUGGAGUCAAUGUGGCGAUGGAGAUCAUGCGGACUGCUGCUUCGAUGCUUCUUGUGAUGAGUUUGACUUCUCCCAUGCUGCCUGUUGUUUCGAACCCACUUGUGCUGCUCUUGAGCCAUGCCUUGAUGCCUCUUGCCAGGAGGCAGCAAUCCCCUGCAACGAUUCGCAUUGCGUGAGCACCACCGUUUCCACUACUCCGGCAUCUGUGUCUGUUACAACGCCCUCGGCAGAACCUGAACCCGUGGUCAAUACCCUAAUGAGCCCAGUCGAACCAGGCCAGGGUGUUCCUCUGGAUAUUGACUCCGCGAUGGGUCAUGACUUUGGCGAUUUCUCUCAUGAAAUCGGACCUAGUUUUACUGAGGAUCUCAACCAACACGUCGGGAAUCUUGCAAGUCGUCCCAGUGGCCCAGGGCUGAGCCAUAAUGGCGCCUUUUCUAUGCCUUCACAAUCCCCCACACCGAAAACCGAGUUGGCUGAGAAGCAAGCCAUAAAAGGAGAAGCCGAUUUCACCUGCCAAUGGCUUUGUGAAGGAGAUGGCGUCCUCUGUUCCAAAAGGUUUGGAAGUAAUAAAGAACUCCAGGACCACUGUAAGAAUGAACAUGUCAAGACUCUGCAGAAGGGCGAAAAUGGGUUCUGUUGCACAUGGUACGCUUGUAUAAGACCCGGUCCAUUCUCACAAAAGAGCAAAUUGGAACGGCAUAUGCAGACGCAUACCGGAUACAAACCAGUUAAAUGCGAGAUUUGCGGCAUAAUGCUUUCAGCAAAGCAAUCCCUGGAGCAGCACAUGCGUACCCACUCAGGAGAGAAACCAUGGAAGUGCGAACAUCCGGGGUGUGAAGCGCGUUUCAAGCAACAGAGUGCUCUUACCAUGCACAUGCGCACGCAUACAGGAGAAAAGCCUUUGCAGUGCGAAAUCUGUGGGAAGCGGUUUGGUGAAUCUUCCAAUCUAUCCAAGCACCGUCGCACGCACAAUGUUCGUGGUAACCACGUUUGUGAGCACUGCGGCAAAGACUUUCAUCGGCUGGAUCAACUUCGUCGGCAUCUGCAAACUCAUCUGCAAGAUGGCGGCCGCAAGAGUAGCAAAAGCUCAUGAGAUGAAGCUCUGAAACUUCCCACAGUUGGGGAUAUCUCAUUUUGAAAGCAAAAAAAAAGGAAAGUGCUGUCGUUUUGGGAUUUUGAGGUUGGUACUGGCGUUGAAGGUUUUCCUAAUUAAGCCGUCUUGAAAUUUGUGAUGAAAACUGGCGUUCCUGGACCAUGCUGCUCCGGACGAGCCACAUGAUAUUUACGAAGUGAGCGGAAGACUCAGAUAAAGGUAGAUAGAUACCCGAUUCCAUAAUGGACACGAAAAAGAUCAAGCUCUCGAGUUGAUUG
This is a messenger RNA of Fusarium oxysporum Fo47, 2397 nucleotides long. RefSeq lists its product as uncharacterized. Gene Ontology annotation, cellular component: nucleus. The record is from RefSeq and is a predicted model, not a curated record. Gene Ontology annotation, biological process: regulation of transcription by RNA polymerase II. NCBI's taxonomy places the organism in Eukaryota, Fungi, Ascomycota, Sordariomycetes, Hypocreales, Nectriaceae. The transcript is spliced from 3 exons. The coding region runs from base 221 to 2119 and encodes 632 amino acids. Gene Ontology annotation, molecular function: RNA polymerase II cis-regulatory region sequence-specific DNA binding; DNA-binding transcription factor activity, RNA polymerase II-specific.